Messenger RNA from Dendronephthya gigantea, 4876 nucleotides. RefSeq names its product adrenocorticotropic hormone receptor-like. Gene Ontology annotation, molecular function: G protein-coupled receptor activity. Gene Ontology annotation, biological process: G protein-coupled receptor signaling pathway. The record is from RefSeq and is a predicted model, not a curated record. The transcript is spliced from 2 exons. Bases 3222 to 4142 code for a protein of 306 amino acids. NCBI's taxonomy places the organism in Eukaryota, Metazoa, Cnidaria, Anthozoa, Malacalcyonacea, Nephtheidae. Gene Ontology annotation, cellular component: membrane.
UACAUCUGCAUAACUAAUUUUCCGUAUAUUGGGGCCCUGUCGAAGAUUGUAUAUAUAUAUAUACGCCAUAAAGAAAUCAAAUUCAAAACUAGGCCACGCGGGGCCAGGCCUGUAGUCUGAAACACGGUUUCUUUAUAAUUUAUAAUGGUCCUAUCUUAUACAUGAACCAUGUAAGGACACUGAAGACGCCUGUGAAUGAAUUUAUCGUUCAGCGUAUUUAACUAACAGUAACGCUAUCACAAAUAUGUAUAUGCAUGCUCCUUCGAGCUAGCCCAGGCAAAAAAGUUAAUUUCAGAAAGGAGGGAUUAGUUGAUCUUUCUUUCUAAAAGUCGGUGAUUAAAAAUAAUUAACUGCAUUUAUGAACUUCCACAUGCAUGGCGAGACAAUCUGCAUGGGUAAGCUUAUUUUAGCAAAGUUAAAACGGCUCAGUCGAGAAAAAUCUUUGCAAUAAUAUCAUUUAUUCAUGCAGCUCUGGCAAAAUUAUAGGAGCUGUUUUGCUUGAGAUUUUAAUCUUAAAAAACAUCACAAUCAAGCACAAACUGACUGCAGGCGUAAACAGAAAAAAUAUCAGGCACCCAAUCGAUAAACCGAACAUUUCGAUUUGUUCUCUGCGAGAAAUGAUUACCUGAUAAACGUGGUUUAACAAAAAAUUAAGGUUUUGCGUGCCUAAAAUUGAUCAGUUUCUGAAAAAAUACCAAGAAUAUAUUUUCCGUUUUAAUCAAAGCCAAACGAGGCGUUUCCAGAAAGAACUCAAAGACGUUUUCGUAUGUAGCUAUAUAUAACUUUUAUAUCUCUGUAAGGCGGUUUAUCUAUAUGUUGGCUGUGGUUAUCCACGUAUAGCUGUGCAAAUCAGUCACUGUUGAUUCUCUGUCAAAUGCUGACAAAUGCUGAUCUCGAGUGCAAUAAUAAGUUAUAGGUAGCCUGUUUUCAAACGAAGUAAAUUAAUGCAACUUGUAGUUCUAAAACGAAAAGCAACGCAGCGACUUGCACAAUAAUACUAAAAGCAAGCACAAAGCUCUGAGGUUUUGGGGUGUAUAUUUGUAUACUAAAAUAUGAUUUAGCUAUGGCACAUAUAUGAGAGUCGGAAACAAUGACCAUGCGAAAAAUAUUUCGAUCCAAAUAAUUAAUAGAUAAAAAACCCAUUAGGCGCUCUAUGUGAUAAUAGUCACUUGAAAGACGACCGCAACUCGGUCACGACACUAGACAUGCAUUACACCUCGUCUACUUCAAAAAACAAGUGUUUGCGAAAGAAUAUUGUUUACAUUCCAAUCGCAAGAAUUGGCAGUGAUAUAGUCUACCUGCGGUUUUGAAGUAGUUUUCUACAAGGGAAUUUGCUUGCCCUCAUCGUGCAAAGAAAUCUAACAGCAGAUGUUGGGUUUGCAUCCCAUGUUUUCUAACAAAAGAUAAAAGCUUAUCAUGGAAAAGGCUUUAUUAUAAAUGAAUACGAUAUCUGGACAUGGUCCUGUUUUGUUUCCUAUAUUUCAAUCAUGCAGUGGGAAAAUCAUCUAUAAACGCGUAUGCACAGGAAAUAUAGAACUAUAAAAGGUGUUAAAGGAAACCUUCAAUAAACAGUUUCUGAAUGUAUCAACAACAAAUAAAACUAUUGUUUCUAGGUCGGAUAAUCCAUAGCAGGCGGGUGCAGGAAGCUGUUUUAGAAUAGCUUAGUGUGAUUCAUAGACAAAUAGACACAUUGAGGUAGGCCAACGUUUGGAGCAAAAACCCGCGUCAUUUGAAUUUUAAGAAUUAUUAUCUCUAGAGUGAGUAGGCGAAACUUUGUGUUUGUGCUUUUACAGUGAAUAUAAAAUACGAUCACGUGAAACUAAACCAAUCAGAUGAAGCUAAAAAAAAUAUGUAGAUUUUACCGGAUAUCUUUUAGGAAAGUGCACGAAUAAGAUUGUGUACGGAAGAGGAGAUAGGUAUAUGCAGAUUUCACGCCGGGAUUAAAUGAGGCCGAAACGGUCAUUAAUAUUGCAAAAAGUGAAAAAAUGAAAAAAGUUUUCUCUGUUUUAGAACUAUCGCUAAUAUUUAGACUUCCAUUCUCUUAAAAACUUUCCAGUUUCGCAAUGUUGAGCAGGUCACUUUAGUUUACCACUUGUGGAAAAGUGCCUGACAUAUACAGACUUGGUACCGAGAUGAUAGUGUAGGAAUCUUCAUAUAAAAAUCCCAAAUCUUACAGUUUACCAUAAACCUUACAGAGAGCUCAGAGAGCUUAGGUAGGCUAUCCAACUAUGGAAUGCAACAAGUCCUUGACUUGUAGACUUGUUCAUGAUAAUUUGCAUUGGCGAUUUUGGUUUCCACAUCUAUUCAUGUCGAAAAGACUAAAGACAUGCACCAAGCCCAUUAGCCUAUAGGGGCUAACUGAAUGCACGGGAAAGAGAGCGCUAAGAUGGGAUUUUCAAGCUAUAUUGACUUAGGAAGACAUUUUAGCGUAUAAGAUUUUGAGAAAGGAAACCGAGUUUAAAGGCUACGAGGUGGGAAGGAAGGAGACAGCCUCCCUGUUCCCUUUGUUUUGAUUCGGGCAAAAAGCUUUCGCAGAUUCGGGCGAAACAGAAAUAACGAGUUGUGAGAAGAGUAAGAAAUUUAAGCGACUUUAAUUGGUCCUGUUCAGAGACGUUUAAGUCCAUACGCCGUAUUGUAAUUAUGUUUUUUUCAUUUGCUUUGUUUAUAAUUAUGUUUUUUUCCUUUGGCUUGUUUGUAUUUUAUAGAAAAAUAACAAAAACUGAAGAACCUAGUGUGCGGCUAAAAUUCCAAUUUCAGAAAUUCUGAAUGUAUGUUAUUUUAUCUCGGUCGAACCUUUUCCCUUGGUCGCCUAAACAGCGAACUUAAGUUCAAAAAGAAGUGGAUAAAUCUUUGUGGUGUAAAUAGCCAGAGGGCCCCUCAGUAUUGUGUACAUUUUAGGAUGUGAUAACUAAAAGCCGUUUGUUUAAAAUCCGAAGACAUUUCCGACAGUUGAUAACAAUAUAGGAAACGAAUCUUUAUGAAAUCAUCAAUAUUGAAAUAGCUAUUGUGCGAGGCACAUGGCGUGCUGUCUCGAAUGCUCCGGAAAAUACGGAAUUGGGAGUGGAAAAUUAAACAGGAAAUUGUACCCAGCCCACAUCAACAAUAUAAACUGAGUCUAUGAGUAAGCAUUUUAGUGUCAAUCAUACUUGUUAGUCGGGACGGAUUCAAAUGAUAAUUGCUUGGAGGAUCUGACCGAGGGAUACCGCAAUAUUUGAUGCAGCAUGGCCGCUUUCAACUUAACCAGUAAUCACACUGAAGAAUCUUUGCCUUUGAAGAAGACCGACAUUGACAUUACGCCUUUCGUAUUUGGUCUUUUCAUUGCAUUCAUGACCGUAAUUCUGAAUGGAUUUCUCCUUGUUGUCCUAGCCAAAGAACGAAAAUCAUUUAUGCAUAUGCGAGUCACCUACUACAUUAUCAACCUAGGAAUCGCAGACUUUCUUACUGGUGCAAUAAUUCUAUUCCUGGUUAUAACGCGUUUAUUCCAGAUACCAUUGUCAUCAACAUCUGAAGAAAUUUUGGUCAUCUUUAACUGGAUAACAAUGCAGUGUUCAUUCUAUACUCUGGUAUUGAUGUCCGUCGACCGCCUCGUCAUAGUCCUGUAUUCAAUGUCUUGGUCUGGCAUUCUCACAGUGAGGAGGACAAUUAUCAGCACUGCCAUUGUCUGGGUGUUGUCAGUCACCGGUGGCAUAAUCAUGCACUUUUACCAAGUGGAAACUCGAUUGGCGAUUUUGGGUAUCGUGCAAUUAUCAAUCCUCGUCUUCAUAGUCAACAGUUUGUUUAUUUAUCCGGUGCUGAGAAAACGCGAGAAAGGAAGGUUCGUCACAAAAGUGAGCGCAAGUCAGACGGUUUAUAGUGAACGAGUGCUCUAUCCUUUACCUUAUGAUAACAUGUCAAGGGUCGUGAUGAUACUGAUUGUGGUAUUGAUGAUAACUCAACUACCGUUUGUUAUCUGCAUGGAAAUGCGGUUGAUUAAAAGACUAUGUGGUGAUGGUGUUCUGGAGUUUGCUCGCACCAAGCUCUUUACCAUUAUCUAUUUGUACGCGCAGUCUUUUGCGUGCUUGAACUUCGCAAUAAACCCGGUCGUGUAUGCUUGGAGAAUAAAGAAGUACCGCGAGGCUUUUGCUAAUUGUCUUUGUUGGUAGAGACAGUCUUUGUUUCGAGUUCAAGAUAUCGUUAUGCGGACGUUCUCACGACUCGUUGGUUGAUACAAUCUGUGAUAUAACCUUCAACAUCAGUGACGACAAUUUUCACGCAUUGAUAUCGUCUAACAAGAUCAAAAUCUUGCCUUAUAUUUAGUCAUUCCGGAAAGAAGAUUCAAUCACCCCCAUUCGCAUGGAUAAAUGGCAACCACUGACAUAUACUAUGACUUGAUAUUGCAUUGAAUUCGCCAUGAUAAAUAAAAGGGCUAAACUGAGUGCAUGAAAGAGUUGAGAGGAAGGAUAUCUUGUGAAUAGCACAUAUACAUGAGCUUGUGUGUUAGUUUGAUGCCCUUGGCUUGAGUGUUUUUCUUUCCACAUCUUCACGCCACUUUAUAUAUAUAUAUAUAGGUAGUUCAAAUAUGGUGCCCUCUUCGAGGCCGGGAUAUUAUUAGUAUAGUAGAGUAUCAACUUGUGAAAUAUAGAUUAAAGUUCCUAAUACUUCGGAACGUUAGGUUAAUUUAUAACGGUAGUUUGGAAUGUUAGUCUCGCUAGUUCUUCAUAUCGAAAUAAACUGGGAUAAAUAUUAUGGGUAAUAUACAGAUACAACAAGCGAAGACGAUAGGUACACAAAAACAAUAUAUGUGGAAGACCGAAUGAAAUAACAUUGUAAUAACAAAUGUAUUGAGAAAAAAUAAUCUGGAACUUUUGUAAUCACUUCUAAUACACAAACACAAUAU